UUUUUUAAAAAAUAAAAAAAGAAAAAGAAAACCUCCCCAGGCGGUCUGCAAUUUGCAUUCCGUUCAAGUCCUUCGUGGUUUUUGGAAGGAUCCAAUCCCACAAUAACGAAAUUCGCGAACUUGUAUCGAUACUUCAAACAAAUUCCCGAUCUUGUUUUCUGGUGAAGCCGAAACUCUAUACCUACAAACUCUGGUCAUUUGAUCAACACCUGGCGCCACCGUCAGAUUCUCAUGCCGGUAAGUAAUUCUCUCAAAGCGAUAUUUGAAGAAGUGUCACUAACAGCGGAAAUUUAGUAGCUUGGCCAAACAAACAGUGAAGCAGCUGCUAUGGGGAUAAUCAGAAGUUGCUUCUCUUUCAUAGCAGGCACGGUCUGUGGGGUUUACUUGGCGCAGAACUAUAAAGUUCCAAACAUCAGGAAGCUUGCUGACACUGCCAUGGUCAUGGCCAAGCACGUCGAGGAACAAUAUCGCAAACCUAAGAAGGGUAAAGAUGACGACAACUAUGAUUAGUGCCUGUGCAAUGCUACGUUAGAAUGAGUUUCUUGCUUUUUGGGUUCCUUCCCCCCCCCCCCUAGAGUCGUGGAUUAUAUAGAAUCAAACGUGUUAAUGACAAAUUAUUGAGAAACACGAGUUAUUCAAUUCUUUUUAUACUAGUGUUUUUAGCAUUUAAAUUGCUUUGGAUUUUGCAACAAGUGGAGGGAGUUUGUCAAUAUCUUUGAUUGAUAGGAAAGAUUUUAAAGAAGCUGGAAACUUUAUCUUACAAAUGAAUGAAUGGGUUCAGUGGCAAUUUGCCAUCCAUUUUUUAUA
This is a messenger RNA of Prosopis cineraria, 807 nucleotides long. RefSeq lists its product as uncharacterized. The transcript has 2 exons. The record is from RefSeq and is a predicted model, not a curated record. Bases 328 to 510 code for a protein of 60 amino acids. Lineage: Eukaryota; Viridiplantae; Streptophyta; Magnoliopsida; Fabales; Fabaceae.